This is a messenger RNA of Neomonachus schauinslandi (Hawaiian monk seal), 2480 nucleotides long. It is a transcript of the gene SLC9A6, whose product is annotated as solute carrier family 9 member A6. The coding region runs from base 1 to 2112 and encodes 703 amino acids. Gene Ontology annotation, molecular function: sodium:proton antiporter activity. Gene Ontology annotation, biological process: sodium ion transport; regulation of pH; proton transmembrane transport. The record is from RefSeq and is a predicted model, not a curated record. Gene Ontology annotation, cellular component: membrane; recycling endosome. Lineage: Eukaryota; Metazoa; Chordata; Mammalia; Carnivora; Phocidae. The transcript is spliced from 16 exons.
AUGGCUCGGCGCGGCUGGCUGCGGGCGCCCCUCAGCCGCGGCGGCGGCGGCGGCGGUGGCCCCGGGGCCCGCCGGCUCAUGCGGCCGCUCUGGUUGCUCCUCGCAGUGGGCGUCUUUGGCUGGGCCGGGGCUUCGGACGGCGCCGGCGGAGCGGCGAGAGCCAUGGACGAGGAGAUCGUGUCCGAGAAGCAAGCCGAGGAGAGCCACCGGCAGGACAGCGCCAACCUGCUCAUCUUCAUCCUGCUGCUCACCCUCACCAUCCUCACGAUCUGGCUCUUCAAGCACCGCCGGGCCCGCUUCCUGCAUGAAACCGGCCUGGCUAUGAUUUAUGGUCUUUUGGUGGGCCUUGUGCUUCGAUAUGGCAUUCAUGUUCCAAGUGAUGUAAAUAAUGUGACCCUGAGCUGUGAAGUGCAGUCAAGCCCAACUACCUUAUUGGUAAAUGUUAGUGGAAAAUUUUAUGAAUAUACACUUAAAGGAGAGAUUAGUUCACACGAACUCAAUAACGUUCAAGAUAAUGAAAUGCUUAGAAAGGUUACCUUUGAUCCGGAAGUAUUUUUCAACAUAUUACUUCCUCCUAUCAUAUUUUAUGCAGGAUAUAGUCUGAAAAGAAGACAUUUCUUUCGAAACCUUGGGUCUAUCUUAGCAUAUGCUUUUCUUGGAACAGCAAUUUCUUGUUUUGUAAUUGGGUCAAUAAUGUAUGGCUGUGUCACACUGAUGAAAGUAACUGGACAGCUUGCAGGAGAUUUUUACUUUACAGACUGUCUGCUGUUUGGUGCCAUUGUAUCAGCAACUGACCCAGUGACUGUCCUUGCCAUAUUCCAUGAGCUUCAAGUGGAUGUUGAACUCUAUGCACUUCUUUUUGGGGAGAGUGUCCUCAACGAUGCUGUUGCCAUAGUGCUGUCUUCCUCAAUAGUGGCAUACCAGCCAGCUGGGGACAACAGCCACACCUUUGAUGUCACAGCCAUGUUCAAGUCUAUUGGGAUUUUCCUUGGGAUCUUCAGUGGAUCUUUCGCAAUGGGUGCUGCAACGGGUGUGGUGACAGCUUUAGUGACAAAGUUCACCAAAUUACGGGAGUUCCAGCUGUUGGAGACAGGCUUGUUCUUCCUGAUGUCCUGGAGUACCUUCCUCUUGGCUGAAGCAUGGGGCUUCACAGGUGUGGUUGCAGUGUUGUUUUGCGGCAUCACACAGGCCCAUUAUACAUACAAUAAUCUGUCCACAGAGUCUCAGCAUAGAACUAAACAGUUGUUUGAGCUUCUCAAUUUCUUGGCAGAGAAUUUCAUCUUCUCCUACAUGGGACUGACACUGUUCACCUUCCAGAACCAUGUCUUUAACCCAACAUUUGUAGUAGGCGCAUUUAUUGCUAUUUUCUUGGGAAGAGCUGCUAAUAUUUACCCCUUGUCCCUCUUACUUAAUUUGGGUAGAAGAAGUAAGAUUGGAUCAAAUUUUCAGCACAUGAUGAUGUUUGCUGGCCUCCGUGGCGCAAUGGCAUUCGCCUUGGCCAUCCGAGAUACUGCCACUUACGCACGGCAAAUGAUGUUCAGCACCACACUUCUGAUUGUGUUUUUUACCGUGUGGGUAUUUGGCGGUGGCACCACUGCCAUGCUCUCGUGCUUGCAUAUAAGGGUUGGUGUUGAUUCGGACCAAGAACACUUGGGUAUUCCUGAAAAUGAGAGAAGAACCACCAAAGCAGAGAGUGCCUGGCUUUUCCGGAUAUGGUACAACUUUGACCAUAACUAUCUGAAGCCCCUGCUGACGCACAGUGGACCUCCACUCACUACAACGCUCCCUGCCUGCUGCGGGCCCAUCGCCAGAUGCCUGACCAGCCCCCAAGCUUAUGAAAACCAGGAGCAACUGAAAGACGAUGACUCCGAUCUUAUUCUCAAUGAUGGCGAUAUUAGUUUGACAUAUGGGGAUUCUACUGUGAACACCGAAUCAGGAGCAUCCGGUGCCCCUAGGAGGUUUAUGGGAAACAGUUCUGAAGAUGCCUUGGAUCGGGAGCUUGCAUUUGGGGACCACGAACUGGUCAUUCGGGGAACACGCCUGGUUCUUCCUAUGGAUGAUUCUGAACCCCCAUUAAAUUUGUUAGAUAAUACGAGACACAGUCCAGCCUAAGCUUACUAAUGCUCACUUAGUGAUUUGUAAAAUUUGCACAUGUGAUUGUGAAGAAAUUUGUACUACCUAAAAAGUCCCAGUGCAUGUCUCUGAAUGUUUAAGCUAUAUAAAUGCUCUUUAUAUGGCAUCGAGAGAAUAUAAAUAUCCUGUACAAGGCAGAUUGUGAACAAACUAUUCUUUUACGUUUCAUUGGCUGCACUGUGUAGAUUGGAUCUGUUUUAGAAAAAAGUUAUUUUCACAGUGAUGUUGUGUGUUCCGUUAGCUUUAUGUCUCAGUUAAAGUAUACAAAGUGACAGAUUUACUCUUUCUUACACUUACCUGAUACUUAACCAGAGUACCAAGUUCUUGUGCCGUGAAUUAAUUUUGUU